This is a messenger RNA of Girardinichthys multiradiatus, 3842 nucleotides long. It is a transcript of the gene psip1a, whose product is annotated as PC4 and SFRS1 interacting protein 1a. NCBI's taxonomy places the organism in Eukaryota, Metazoa, Chordata, Actinopteri, Cyprinodontiformes, Goodeidae. Gene Ontology annotation, molecular function: transcription coregulator activity; double-stranded DNA binding. The record is from RefSeq and is a predicted model, not a curated record. Gene Ontology annotation, biological process: regulation of transcription by RNA polymerase II. The transcript is spliced from 18 exons. Gene Ontology annotation, cellular component: nucleus. The coding region runs from base 1769 to 3259 and encodes 496 amino acids.
UUAUGUAGGGAUUCCUAAUUUAAUACACCCUACAGACAUGUACACAGUUCAGGUAAAAUGUUAGAUUUUGCCACCAGAGGUCACUAAAUAUGCUACUAAUCACAUUGUCAGAAUCCAAAUGCUACAAAGGGAAAUACUGAAAGAUUUAUCUAACGGUAAAUAAAUUAAAUACAUCAACUAUUUAAAAAAUGUCUAGGCGCCAAACUCUGUAGCUGAAAUGUGUAAAAUUAAAGCUUAAUAUUUAUAUUAUCCUCUCAGCAGCUGUUAGACUUUAUAAUCAUCACUGCUCCGAAGUUCAAUAAGUGUUUACAUCUCUGCUGCGCACAGUUUUUCUAUUUUUUGUAAGAAGUCUGAUGAUAUUGUUUCUCGUACAAAUGCGCUUUUUGUAAAUUUUCAAAUUACCCUAUUCAGUUGUACAUUUCAGAUAAUCUUAGUAUUUCAUUUCUAAUAAAAGUACAGUAUUUAUUUUUAUUGUGUUGUAUUUUUAUUUCCUUUAUUAUGCAGUCUUCCCUCACUUUUGUUCUGGAUAGUUUUUACGUUUGUGAGUACCUGCUUCCAUUUGGCUUUUAUGUAGCUGCUGAGACCCACUGCGGGACAAUAAAGGAUAUUUCUAAGCUAUUCUAUAUUUCUCACUCGGUCUGGUUGUUGUAUUCUUAUUGGCACUAUUAUUGCAAUUUGCAAACCGAUCUAAGCAGGUGUGGAUAUAUUACUUUAGCAUUUUUAGCUUUAAUUUUUGAGAAGGGGGAGUAAAUGAGAUUGUACUACUUCCCACUCAUUUUCCGAUAUGUAAAUUACAACAGUAUUGUUUUUGUUUUCUCUCACUUCUUUUGCAUUGUGUUUUAUUGGUAUUUAUUAUAGUUGGGGGAUUAUUUUGUUUAUUUCUAUUAUUUUGCAUGUUUGAAAUAAUCGGCUUAGCUAAUAAACAAACUAAUUAUAUAUAUUUUUUGUAAGUAUUUAUUAACAUUUUAUAUAUUUAAUCAUUUUGUAGUUUGGUUGUUCUUGUGAUCCGAGACCUACACGUAAUAAUUAGGAAUGAAGCGCCUUGCUCUUUUUAAAAUGAUCAGCAUCCCUACCAAAGAGGAGCAAAGAGCAGAGGUCCCACUCUGGUUCUUUUUCCAUAUUCUAGAUGAAGUAAGUUUUUACGACAGUCGUUUAAGCACUAAUUUGCAACCAAAUUGGCAUUUUAAGUCCUGUGAUGUUGGUUUUCCAUAUCCCUGUUCCAAUUCCAAUUUUAUUUAAGCCACAGGUAUUUUUGUGUUUAUUUUAAUGUUAUUCAGACCUGUUUCUAGCAACACAUCUUGCUGAUUUACUUUAUCUUUAAAAAGGCAGGGCAGUCUCACAUAUAUACACAACUAAAACCUAUUUAACAGCAGUGAGGCUCCGGCGAUAACAUAACAAAUACAUGUUAUGUUUUUUUUAGGACAUCUAAAAGUUUUAGUUCUAUAGUAUUUACUGAAACCCUGGCAGCGGUAGCGUCAUGUUAUUAAACCAGACCCCCCCUGUGUUUCCGCGGUCAGGUGGUUCAGUCCGACGUCGUCCUGCGCGGGAGCGGAAAACGUGCGUCGGCUCUGCGGAAAAGGAGCGGUUUGUUUUAUAGGUCAAAUAAUAUCCUAUACAAGCUUUAUUUAACUGCGACUAAUACCCUUUCUUCUUACGGGAAGCCCUCACAGAACGGAGGCUGGGCAAGAAGAGCAUUAAUUCAAGAAAGAGCCAUAGUACCUCUGGAGGACCUGCAGAGAUCCUUAACUCAGGUUGGUUUACAUCCAACAUGGCUCGAGAUUGGAAGCCAGGUGACCUUAUUUUUGCCAAAAUGAAGGGUUAUCCUCACUGGCCUGCCAGAAUUGAUGAAGUACCAGAUGGUGCUGUGAAAGCAUCCAACAUCAAGUAUCCUAUUUUCUUCUUUGGCACCCAUGAGACAGCGUUUCUUGGUCCAAAAGACAUUUUUCCAUACCUACCAAACAAAGAGAAGUAUGCAAAACCCAACAAACGGAAAGGCUUCAAUGAAGGAUUGUGGGAGAUCGAAAACAAUCCAAAAGUUGAGCUAACUGCGCCCAAGCCGGUGCCUCCUCAGUCCUUCAUGGAAAAGGAUUUAGACAGCGGUCCGGAAGGAGAAGAGGAUGCAGCUGACAAAGGAGUAAAAUCUAAAGUUCCAGGAAAAGAGGCUGAGCAGGAGAAUGAGGAGGAGGAGGAGAAGGAGGAAGGGUCUCUGAUGUCUGAGCAGGGUCCUCAGAACCAGGAUGAUUCUGCUCAGAAAGAGUCUACUGAUCUUUCAAAACCCAAGAGAGGAAGAAAGAAAAAGAGUGAGCAGGAGAAUGAAAAAGAUGAGGAUCCUGGAAGCCCCGUUAGUCCAUCAGGUGGAGACGGUCCUAAACGAAGAGGCAGGAAGCCCAAAACUGAGAAGCUGCUGUUGCUUCAGCAAGACCAGCACGGCUCAGGAAGUGAAAUGGAAACGAAUGAGUCAGAGAGGAAGCGAAAGAGGACAGCAGACGACAAGCAGCAGAGCGGAGAGGAUGAAAAGAGGAAGAAGAGGGAGGGCAGUAAGGGGAAGGAAGCAGAGCUAAAAGAGUCUGAAGCCAAGAAGAAGAAGCAGCCGAAGGAUGGCGGCUCCUCCGGCUCAGACGAUGAUGAGUCGCAGAAAAGCAAAGGCAGAAAGAAGCUGCAGAACUCGGAAACGGAUAAAGAUGUACGGCGGUGGAAAACCGACGAACCGAGAGAGCCAGACAAAGAAGAUGUGAAGAAAACUGAGGCGGGACCCAAAAAAAAGGAAAUGUCAACUGACCUGAAACUCCAGAAACUCCACAGUGAGAUCAGAAUUUCACUGAAAAUCGACAACCUGGAUGUGAAGAAAUGCUUGGACGCAUUAGACGAAAUAGGUUCUCUUCAGGUGACGACUCAGCACCUGCAGAAACACAGUGAACUCAUCGCGACGCUCAAAAAGAUCCGGAGGUUCAAGGCCAGCCAGGACAUCAUGGACAAGGCCACCAUGUUGUACAACAAGUUCAAGAGCAUGUUCCUGGUGGGGGAAGGCGACUGUGUGCUCAGCCAGGUGCUGAACAAGUCCUUAGCUGAGCAGCGACAGCAUGAAGAUGCAAAGAAAGGAGCUCUGAAGAAAGCUGAGCACGUCAAAGACCACAAUACAGACAAAGUGACCAAUGGUGACAUCAGCCCUGAAGAGAGGAAGCAGGAGAUGGAGAAAGAAAAGCUUGAGGACACCUCAGGAGAAAAUCACAGUCCUCUGAAAGCUCAGGAGUCCACUUGAGCGUCCUGCUGACCUGAAGAAGAGAUUUGCUGCUGUACUGGAACAACCGUCUUGGAAAUGGUUUCUGGUUUUCUGAACUUCUGUGUUGCUGCUCCUAGGUUUCAGUUGCUGAAUAGUUUAUUUUUGUACUUGGACACCUUGUCCUACCUGCUGUUUGGUGUAUUUAAAUCAUGUCCGUGUGGAGUUUAGGAACCCUGCAGGUGUGAAUGUUAAUGAACAUGUUAGAGGAAGCAGGGUCAGGACCAUUUUAUUCCUUGUCUUUCUUCAUCUUGAAGUGUUUGUAGUCCCUUCAUUUCAUUUAGAAAGUUUUUGGAAGUACUAAACAUCCCUGGAUUUGAAGUACAGUUGCAUUCUGUAAAAUGUCUGAUAAUAGCUGUUUUAAUGCUCUGUAAUGCAUGUUUAACAGAUUCUCAUUUCAGAUGCAUAUCAGUAAACUGUGGGAUUGCCAAAGUUUCCUUAGCCAACAAAGUGCUUUAUUUUUCACUGUGUUCAAGUGUCUUUUAAUGUCUCUUUAAAUCUAGAUGUAAAUAAGAGUAUUUUUGUGCUCGUGUCAUCAUGAAGUAAUAAAGUGGUAGCAACAGUA